Hyalella azteca is the source of this 4009-nucleotide messenger RNA. RefSeq names its product mitochondrial thiamine pyrophosphate carrier. Gene Ontology annotation, molecular function: transmembrane transporter activity. The coding region runs from base 289 to 1404 and encodes 371 amino acids. The record is from RefSeq and is a predicted model, not a curated record. The transcript is spliced from 6 exons. Lineage: Eukaryota; Metazoa; Arthropoda; Malacostraca; Amphipoda; Hyalellidae. Gene Ontology annotation, biological process: transmembrane transport.
AUAUAUAUUUAAUUUGAUUUUCUGACUUAGAGAUGCAAACCCAUUGUGAUUUUGACUGUCGAAAGGGCGAAGACUGUUAAAUUUGUUGUAUUGAUGAAUUGUCAACCAAAAGUCUUUCUGAGCAAGUAUAUUUUAUGUCAAUAUUUUUAUAUUAUUUUUUCUAGAGAAAAAGUGAAUUAGAAAUCAAAUAUGGCAACUUUCGUAUUAUCUAUCGAAAACGUGAGGUGUAGAUGAUUGAUUUAUAAAUUUCUAAAAGCACUUGCUUUCUGUUUGAAGAUAGAAUUAGGAAUGUCUUCCAAUGUGGGCUACAAUUCAAGCUCUGCAAAUUUAUCUGCAUCUGAAAUUGCAGCAGCUGGUGCUGUUAGUGGUUUUGUUACACGCAUGUUGGCUCAACCACUCGAUGUGCUCAAGAUUAGAUUUCAACUUCAGGUGGAGCCUACCACCAGGGGUGGGGGAGGUCACUACACUGGGCUACUGCAGGCCGGUGCUAGGAUUGUGAGAGAGGAGGGAGCCAGGGCGCUCUGGAAAGGGCAUGUUGCUGCUCAGGUCCUUACAGUGUUGUAUGGGGCUGGCCAGUUUUGGAGCUACUAUUCACUCACCAAAUACAUUACAGUUUUAUCGACAACUGGAACAAAACAACUCCCAAUUAUACCCUCUACUUCAAGAUCAAACACAUGUGAAGUUGAGGUCACACAUGAUAUCAGUGAUGGCUCAGACAAGAACUUGAGUAAUGCCACUAGAAGAUCUUCAUCUGGAGAAGAACUGAGCAAUCGGACAUUAUCUUUGUGUGGCAGCAUGUCUGCCUUGUGUGGAACUUUGCUCUCAAUGCCAUGUGAUGUGGCACGUACCAGAAUUGUGGCACAAAGCACCAAGAAAUACUCCGGCCUGCUGGAUGUGCUGUGGCAGAUGCCUCGGCAGGAGGGGCUCAGGAGUCUUUGGCGGGGACUGCUCCCCACCCUCGCCUCGAGCGUCCCCAGCUCUGCUAUACAGUUCCCCAUCUAUACCUCCCUCAUGCGAUACACCCAGGGGCAUGACUCAGCUCUGAAUGUAGCGUGGCGCAGCAGCCUGUGCGGCAGUGUUGCGGGACUGGCGGCUAAGCUGCUCGUGUAUCCCCUGGACCUGCUGAAGAAACGCUCGCAGAUGCGUGGUGCUGAGAACCUCAGGCACACCUAUGGCAAAGUGAUAUCGUACCGCAACACGCUGGAUAUCUGCCGGAGCAUAUGGCGGGAGGAGGGACUGCGUGGCUGGUACAAAGGACUGUGGCCUGCGCUGGUGAAAAGCGCCGUCGUGUCGGCCGUGUCCUUUACAGCCUUUGAGAUGUGCUGCCGUGCUCUCCUCUUCACACAUUCUCACUGGAAAAUAAGAGAUAACUAUGAUAAAAUAAUAAAAGAUAACAAGGAAUAGGAGGACUCGAACAGCCUCAGAAUCUUCGGAUGUAUGGAAUCUCAGCCAAUCACCUUUGACCCUCGCAGACCCUGGACUCCGUCUUGAAGCGUGUUAAAAAAUAUCAAAGUUAUACGGCACGUGAACCGUGUGAAACAAGAUACAUCGUACCAUGUACAAGAUACGUUGUGUAUGUCAUGUGAUACCAAGAAAUACUAUACAUAAGCUGUGUUAGGACAUACCAAGUAAUAGAAUAUAGAGGAAGUAAAGUACUUUCAGGACAUCAGGAAAUAAGUUCCUUGUCAUGCACUGUUGACUUAAACUCAGAAUGACAGGGUCUGACAGCGAUUCUGUGACUUUCUGCAACAGAUACAGUCAUAGAACGGUCAGAUAUAAUACUGUUGCCUCUUGAAUCAUUGACUUGCACACUGUUGCCUCUUGAAUCAUUGACUUGCACACUGUUGCCUCUGACUCACUGUUGACAAAUCUCCCACUGCUGGAUGAGUCAGCACUCACAUUAAAAGUAAAUCUUGGAUUUGUGGAAUUAUCUAAUCGAUUCUCUAUCUUUGGUGCAUAAUCUGGGAUCUGCUAUAUCACGUUACGAGAAGUUGAGUGUGCAAGACCUUUUAAGCCCAUAGAAUCUAGUUGUAAAUAAUCCUUGAAGGAUUUCAUUAAGCUGCAAGGCCUGGGAUUCAUUGCGUUAUAAUUAAAAAAUAAAUUCAUAAAGUCUGCAAGAUCCUGAAUUUCCAGCGUUAAAAUUCUAUAUGAAAUCCAAUGAGUGUGCAAGAUCUUGAAUUUCCAGCAUGACCAUUCUAGGAGAAAUUCGUUGAGUGUGCAAGAUCUUUGAUUUACAGACAAUUCUAUAAGAAAUUCAUUGAGUGUGCAAGAUCUUGGAUUUACAUCGUUUACCCCCUGUGCCAUCUCGCCCUUGUCGCGGGAGGGGGGCUUGCGUGUCUCAAUGAGACCCGAGGCUGUGCGGUCUCAGAUACAAUCAUGGCCGAGUGGCUCGGGUGGAGAGUCCAGACUAACUGAGAUGGCAAAACUCUCUUCUCGUGACCCCUUGUUGGAUGCUAUUAACUUGGGUGCCUGCUCUGCAUACCAAACGAAAGAAAAAACGUGGACACUGAAAUGAACUCUUCUCGUGCUUCUUGUCUCUGAUAAUCUGGCGUCAACAUAGACCUCCAAAAUUGAACCAACUACGACAUCACGAAAGAACUUCUAUUCUCGACUUCCGUGAGUCAGAAGAGUCACUGCACCGAUGGACAUCAUGAUGGCGAAAGAACCUAUGAACCGAGCAGAAACCUAGGAUAUUGAGGUGUAUACAAAAAAUUUAAAAAGAGCAAGCUGAAUGGAUAUUCACCCACCCUGAAGACUAAGUCUCUUAGAUAAAAAUUUGAACGAACUACAACCCAAGCAAAACAGGAAGUUCUUUAUGAUGUCAUCCAACGACGGCCUCCACAGGACGUUGAAUAGGGCCACAUCACGGUGUUAUUUUAAUAAUGGCCAAUUGAGAAGUAGAAAAACAUAGAAGGGCGAACUAUCUAUAAGCACUGAGACUAGCUAUGGAGCGCUCCUUGUUGAGGUUGCAAACUUUGAACAGCCGCUAAGCCAUCACCACCAUAAUGAUAAAGACUUUAGCCGAUGUGCCAGUUUGAGCUGCAGCACAAAAAUCGCAAUAAGACUCUGUACGAUAUGUUACCCUAUUAGCUGUAUGCGCUGCCAAGUGCUACUUUGUCCCGAUGCCUUUAUGUCCCGCGCCACUUACAAGUGCUAGGGCUUCAGCCUUGGUCCUGCCGCCUAACUACCCUGCCUUCACCCAGUCAAGUGUGUCUGUUGCAAGGUGUGCCAGCUCCAACCUAUGUUUCUACAAAAUGGAAGAAAAAAUGAUAGACAAAGAUUGCAUGAGCUAUUGAGAAGCUAGGUGAAUGGUAAGAAGCCGAAGCCAAUACAGCAGCCCUUGGAUUACCUAGCCACAGAAUACUGACAAAUCAACUAUUUCGAAUGGUGAACCUUCAUGGAGGAAGCUUAUUUGCCGAAAUACUACACCUAAAUUUGUGCCAAAAAUGUCAUACAACCUCCUUGAAGCAAUGCAGCAUUGAAACGGAUGUAAAGCAACACCUCUCAUUUGCUCCAGACCUCACAAAUCAAAACCCAAGUCGCAGCUACACGGCCAGCGCCACCAAAGCGGACAUGCUACGGCCGAGGAGGGACCUCGCAAAGAAAAAGUGACGAAAACGCCAAGCAGUGACAUAGCAUAUAGAAUACGCUCGCUGGAACAGGUUAACUAUGUACCUGACCUCUGAGCAGUAAUGUAUUCAACUAAUAACCCAUCCCUCAGCACUCCUCCCCUCCCUGUGGUGGAGAUGCUCUCGUGGGCUGUAAAAGAUGUGGAGGAAGUACAUGCUACUUGAUGAAGGUAUAGGGGGGGGGGAGGUCUUAAAGUGAGCGGGAGGAUCACAUCUCUGUUGUGGCCUUCAAGCGAGAGGACCACAUCUCUGUUGUUGCCUUCGAGCGAGAGGACCACAUCUCUGUUGUGGUCUUAAAGCGAGAGGACCACAUCUCUGUUGUGGCCUUCAAGCGAGAGGACCACUUCUCUGUUCUGGUCUUAAAGCGAGAGGACCAUAUC